AUGCAGCUGUUUCCACUUCUACGGAAACUCAGCAUCUGGCAUCGUGCCAUCGACCGCUUUAAAAGAGUUCCACAAUCUUCGCUGGCCUACCCGCUUACUCCAUCAGACCUGGAGCGCGCUAAAUUGACCUUGAUUAAGUUCACUCAAGGACAAUACUUUGCUAGAGAGAUUCACACGCUACAAGAUGGUGAUGGUCUGCCUAAAAAUAACAGCAUCACUAAGCUGACUCCGUUCAUCGACCAUCAGGGGGUCCUGAGAGUCGGUGGCCGCUUGAAAAACGCAUUGCUGGACCCAGAAGAGAGGCAUCCAGCGAUUCUACCACGACAAUCACCGCUUACAUCAAUUUUGAUUGAUGAGUCGCACCGCAAAACGCUUCACGGAGGUACUCAGCUUACGCUCGCUGACUUACGCAAGAGUGUCUGGAUCAUUGGAGGCCGUGUUCCAGUCAGAUCAUUUAUUUUACGCUGCGUUAUCUGCACGAUACACCGUGGAGAACGCGCUCAACAGUUGAUGGGUCAACUACCCGUCGCACUAGUACAGCCAACUCGAGCCUUCUUGCAUACAGGACUCGACUACGCUGGACCUAUCACGUUGAAAACGUUUCAAGGACGUGGAGCAAAAACAUACAAAGGCUGGAUUGCAGUCUUUGUAUGCAUGUUCAGUUCAGCUGUACAUUUAGAGCUAGUAACUGACUACACCGCUGCCGCUUUCAUCGCUGCUUCACUAGUCGCCGAGGUAUCUGCCACACACUAUAUUCGGACUGUGGAACCAAUUUUGUAG
This is a messenger RNA of Cotesia glomerata, 780 nucleotides long. RefSeq lists its product as uncharacterized. Gene Ontology annotation, molecular function: nucleic acid binding. The transcript has a single exon. NCBI's taxonomy places the organism in Eukaryota, Metazoa, Arthropoda, Insecta, Hymenoptera, Braconidae. Bases 1 to 780 code for a protein of 259 amino acids. The record is from RefSeq and is a predicted model, not a curated record.